This is a messenger RNA of Macrosteles quadrilineatus (aster leafhopper), 2116 nucleotides long. Its product is annotated as telomerase reverse transcriptase-like. Lineage: Eukaryota; Metazoa; Arthropoda; Insecta; Hemiptera; Cicadellidae. Gene Ontology annotation, cellular component: telomerase catalytic core complex. Gene Ontology annotation, molecular function: telomeric repeat DNA binding; telomerase RNA binding. The transcript has 13 exons. The record is from RefSeq and is a predicted model, not a curated record. Bases 121 to 2097 code for a protein of 658 amino acids. Gene Ontology annotation, biological process: telomere maintenance via telomerase.
CCCGCGUGAUCUUUCAAAGUGAAUAGUUGACUCUUUAGGGGUUAUCUUUUUCAAUUAAAUUUACCAUUUACCCGGUUGCUUCCUGUCUAACUGUCUAAUUUUGUGUGUUCUGGUAAACAGAUGUAUCCUUUGAGAGAAAACCUCCUAUAUCAGGGUGUAAGCUCUCCUUUCAGAGUCCCCUUGGCUUUAGAGAAAGGAGGAAGUAAAAAUAAGUUAUACUCUCUAAAUGAAGUGGUUGACAGCAUCAAGGGUGAAAUAGACUAUCUCAGAGGAUUUAAAACGAGUAUACUAAAAAGAAAUAUCCAGCACCUGUUGAAUAAAUUAAAUCAGGUCAGGACAGCCUUCAAAGAAACUGUGGACCAAACAGCCCGCAACAGAGAGACAGGGAGGUCUGUUGCGUGGGCUCUGCAGUCUUCUUUGGAGAAACUGAUCCCUAACGAACUAAUUGGAGGGAGAGAAAAUAAAAAACAGUUGAUUAAGAACAUAAAAAAAACUUUUCUUUUCGGAAAAGACGAUUCCAUUUCCAAGAGUCACCUGAUUCAUAAGAUCAGGGUAGAAAGAAUUGUCUACAUAAGGCAAAUGACUGCUACAAGUGCCAAGGAGAAGGCGUGUGUGGUGAUAGUUAAAUGGCUGUGGACCCUCGUCAAGAGGCUGGUGGCUUGGUGCUUCUAUGUUAGUGAAAAGCAAGAAGCAUCAAACCAACUAGUCUUCAUUCCCAAACGAGUGUGGCAGUCAGAAACACAGAAGUCAUUUGAUGCCUUGAUGGAGAGUUCCCUUAAACUCCUAUCCCCCACAGAGGCAGGGAAGCUUGUGGGAUUCACAACUCCUGGAAGAAUGCGGUGGGUACCGAAGAGAGAGGGGUUGAGACCCAUCAUGAGUUCUAGAAAAAAAGUUCCAUUGGAAAAUGAUAGAAGAGCAAAAAAUCUGUUAAAUUCUCUACUAAAACAUUGUCCUCCAGUUAACUCCAAAGCUAUGCACAGCAUCUGGGAUCAUUUGCUUCAAUUGCAAAACCAAGGAAGAAAGCUCUACUUUAUCGCUUGUGAUGUUCUUGAUGCCUACGGCUCCGUCAAACAUGAGAAAAUGAUUGAAAUUCUUGAUGAAGAGGUAAUGUCUCGACUAGGUCCACUUAGGUACAAAGAAGAAGAAGAUGUGAUAUGUUCUAUUAAGAACAAAAUAAAAUUCCAAAUCUUUUGUAUUUCAAAGAAGACUUACCUGCUGACCAAGGGACUGCCCCAAGGUAUGCGUUUGUCGUCUACCUUGUGUAAUGUCUACCUUUCAAACAUGGACCGACACUGUCUGCGUAGUAUGUACACAAGAGAAGACAGACUUUUGCGAACAGUAGACGACUACCUGUUCAUAACCCCUGACAGAGCUAGAGCCCAAUUGUUCUUGGACACAAUGAGUAACGGUUUCAAAGAGUUUGGCAUGAAGAUCAAGCCCUCUAAGACCCAGACCAACCUCGACGAAGACCGAGAGAUACUAUAUUGCGGCUUCCUCGUGAACACCUCGAACCUGGAGGUCUAUGUCAGGCACAGAGCUGGCUUGACGUCAUCCUUUCGAAACUGUUUUGUCAUAAAAUCAGACCCUAUACUUCUUUUGGAAGAAAAGAUUGUACAUUGUCAGAUAAUCAAGAUUGUGGGCCUAAUACUUGACACCAAGUACAUGUCAGUGGAGGGGAUCACCCGCAACCUGUUUCACACAGGCUGUCUCCUGGCUCGCCUUCUCACUGCACUCCUGGCACUGGCUCGGCCCAGCGACAUACCGGAGGGCGGAGUGGUGGCGAACUUGGUGGAACAGUCUGCCAUCACUAUCUCCAACAAAGUCUGCCGUGUGUGGAGAGGUCAGCAGCGAGCACGUAAUGAGCAGCCCUUCAAAAUUAUGACAAGAAAGGAGGUUCUUUGGGCAGUGCUACAAGCCUAUCUACUGGUUCUGAGUGGUACUGCUGAGAGACAACAUAUCUUACCGGAUGAUCUUCUCUUGGUGGUUUCUCAUCUCUCAGAGACUGCAAGGCAACAUGUCCGGCCAACCAUCUACAACCUGAUGGCUCCAAUAGUGAAUAACGUUCCUGCACAGUAUAGGAAUUAUGAAGAUUACUGAGUUGGUAAGUGGUAAGGAA